Molecule: messenger RNA, 1345 nt
Organism: Heterotrigona itama
Lineage: Eukaryota; Metazoa; Arthropoda; Insecta; Hymenoptera; Apidae
Source: the annotation of a GenBank genome assembly
AUGAAGUAUAUAUACACAUUAUUAAAAAUUAUUUGACGUUAUAUACAUUAUAUAUAACAUGUAUAUUAGAUACACUAUUUUAACAUCAUAUAGGAAGCCAAACAAACUAAGUGUUGUAUGGACAAGACGUAGUAGAAGAGUUAGUUCAGAACCACUAGAUUGGGAACCUAACUUAAGUGAUCCAUUGAAAGGUGUUAUUAGUUGGGCAGUUCCUGAUAAUCAUACAGUUUCUGUAACAUUGUUUAAAGAUCCAAGGACCCAUGAAUUGGAAGAUAAAGAUUGGACAUUUGUCAUCGAGGAUGUUUCUCCCACUGGUAAAAGACGACAUGUAGCUGCUGCAAAUAUAAAUAUGAAAAAAUAUGCAACAUUAGAAUCUACUCAACAACAGCUUAAAUUAGAUUUAAAACCUACAUCAAAAAAGAUUGUUAGCGCUACAUUGGAAUGUACUUUAUCUUGUGUCUUCUUAAGAGAAGGCAAAGCAACGGAUGAAGAUAUGCAGAGUAUGGCUAGUUUGAUGUCAGUUAACAAUAAUAGUGAUAUUGCACCAUUAGAUGACUUUGAUAAUGAAGAUAUACCAGAAGAUGUUGAAGAAGUAUCUGGGAAAAAUCUUGAUGAAAUUUUGGAUAUUUCUGCUCAACUUGAUUUAAUGACAAGCAGUCUUACAGAAAGUGAACUACCUAGUACUCCAAUAAGUGUGGCAAGUUUAUCAAAAGAUGAUACUACUCCUGUAAAUGAUAGUGAUCACAUCGUAUGUGAUGUUAGUUUUACAGGCAUUAAUGAUUCUUUUAAAGAAAAAUCACCAUUAAAGGAUUCUAUUGCUGUUGAGAACAAUAAAAAUAUUGAACAUAAUACACUAUUGAGAUUACCAUUACAACCACUAGAAUUAAAAAAGAAUGAUGACAAUAUUCCUAGAUUAAAAGAAAUUACUCCAGGUCAGGAUUUAUUGGAAUGGUGCAAAGAAGUAACUAAAGAUUAUUCUGGUGUAAAAGUUACAAAUCUUACAACGUCUUGGAGGAAUGGAAUGGCAUUUUGUGCAAUAAUACAUCAUUUUAGGCCAGAUCUUAUAGACAUAGAUUCAUUAUUACCACAUGAUGUAAAGGGUAAUUGUAAAAAAGCAUUUGAUGCUGGAGAAGCUCUUGGUAUACCUAGAGUAAUAGAACCAGCAGAUAUGGAUAUAUUAACUGUACCUGAUAAAUUAGCUGUAAUGACUUAUUUAUAUCAGCUGAGAGCACAUUUUACUGGUCAUGAAUUAGAGGUAUAUAACAAAUUUUAUAGAUUUAUUUUUCUAUGUUCACAAUUGACUCUUUUAUUAUAUUAAAUUAUAUUAAAGAUAUCCAAAUUAUGA